GAACAUCCCAAAACAAUCUCAUCCACCCACGGCUUCCACUCGGCAAUCCAACGGCCAGAUACUAAAAACCCUAAAUUCUCCUUCACCUAUACAUAGUAAUCUCUAUAAAAUCCCAAACCUAUUCCUCUCGCCCCUCUCGCUGCUCUCACUCCUCCACCACUUUAUCUCUCUAGGUUUUUGCAUUAUCUGCGACGAUGUCUGACGAAGAGCACCAAUUCGAAUCCAAGGCCGACGCCGGAGCUUCCAAAACCUAUCCCCAGCAGGCCGGGACUAUCCGCAAGAACGGAUACAUUGUCAUCAAAGGCCGCCCCUGCAAGGUUGUUGAAGUCUCAACUUCCAAAACUGGAAAGCACGGACAUGCGAAAUGUCACUUCGUUGCGAUUGACAUUUUUACUUCAAAGAAAUUGGAAGAUAUUGUUCCAUCUUCCCACAAUUGUGAUGUUCCACACGUGAACCGUACUGAUUACCAGCUCAUCGACAUUUCUGAAGAUGGAUUUGUGAGUCUGUUGACUGACAAUGGCAACACUAAGGAUGACCUCAGGCUUCCAACUGAUGAUUCUCUUCUUACUCAGAUCAAGGAUGGAUUUGCUGAGGGUAAGGACCUUGUUGUGAGUGUUAUGUCGGCCAUGGGAGAGGAGCAGAUUUGUGCUCUCAAGGACAUUGGUCCCAAGUAGUUUUGUGCUUUGGUGACUUUGCAUGUGGUUUUUAAAUGCGUGAUAUUAAUAGAUUAGAGAAUGGAUGAAGGGAGUCGUCAUAUUUGGUCUUUGUCGUGACUGAAUUGAUGGUAACGUCCUUGACUAUAAAAAAUUGCAACUUGUUAAGGGUUACUAGUUUAAAUUAUGCUUUUGUUACUAGUUUAAAUUAUGCUUUUGUUACUCAUCUCACACUGUUGUGUUUUACAUUUGAUUGUAUUUUAUUGUUCUGAAUUCGUGGGGAUUGAAAUUUGCCAGCAAUUGGUACGACUUUUGAAUA
Salvia miltiorrhiza (redroot sage) is the source of this 972-nucleotide messenger RNA. RefSeq names its product eukaryotic translation initiation factor 5A-2-like. The coding region runs from base 195 to 674 and encodes 159 amino acids. Gene Ontology annotation, molecular function: translation elongation factor activity; RNA binding; ribosome binding. The record is from RefSeq and is a predicted model, not a curated record. Gene Ontology annotation, biological process: positive regulation of translational elongation; positive regulation of translational termination. NCBI's taxonomy places the organism in Eukaryota, Viridiplantae, Streptophyta, Magnoliopsida, Lamiales, Lamiaceae. The transcript is spliced from 5 exons.